This is a messenger RNA of Chrysochloris asiatica (Cape golden mole), 1578 nucleotides long. It is a transcript of the gene CBX2, whose product is annotated as chromobox homolog 2. Gene Ontology annotation, cellular component: PRC1 complex; heterochromatin. The transcript is spliced from 5 exons. Lineage: Eukaryota; Metazoa; Chordata; Mammalia; Afrosoricida; Chrysochloridae. Gene Ontology annotation, biological process: negative regulation of transcription by RNA polymerase II. The record is from RefSeq and is a predicted model, not a curated record. Bases 1 to 1578 code for a protein of 525 amino acids.
AUGGAGGAGCUGAGCAGCGUUGGCGAGCAGGUCUUCGCCGCCGAGUGCAUCCUGAGCAAACGGCUGCGCAAGGGGAAGCUCGAGUACCUGGUGAAGUGGCGCGGCUGGUCCUCCAAACACAACAGCUGGGAGCCAGAGGAGAAUAUCUUGGACCCGAGGCUGCUCCUGGCCUUCCAGAAGAAGGAACAUGAAAAGGAGGUACAAAACCGCAAGAGGGGUAAGCGGCCUCGGGGCCGCCCCAGGAAGCACACCGUGAUGUCAUCAUGCAGCCGGCGCGCCAAGCUCAAGGAACCCGAUGCUCCCUCUAAAUCCAAAUCCAGUUCCUCUUCCUCUUCCACAUCGUCCUCAUCUUCCUCUGAUGAAGACGAUGACAGCGACCUAGAUGCUAAGAGAGGCCCCCGGGGCCGGGAGACCCACCCAGUGCCCCAGAAGAAGGCUCAGAUUUUGGUGGCCAAGCCUGAGCUGAAGGAUCCCAUCCGAAAGAAGCGAGGCCGCAAGCCACUGCCUCCAGAGCAGAAGGCCGCCCGGCGGCCCGUGAGCUUGGCCAAGGUGCUGAAGGCCACCCGUAAGGACCUGGGCAUGCCAGCCAGCAAGCUGCCCCCUCCGCUCAGCGCCCCAGUGGCGGGCCUGGCAGCCCUGAAGGCCCACGCCAAGGAGGCCUGCGGUGGCCCCAGCAGCACGACCACCACCGAGAGUUUGGCCAACCUGAUGAAGGGCGUGGCGGCCAGCCCCAGCCGCGGCGGCAUCAGUUGGCAGAGCUCCAUCGUCCACUACAUGAGCCGCAUGACCCAGAACCAGGCUGAGGCUACCAGCCGGCUGGCACUUAAAGGUCAGGCGGCCAGCAGGUGCAGCCUUGGCCUGGACCUGAAGGUGAGGACGCCAAAGGGGGACCUGGGGGUCAACCCUCCACCAAGCAAAGUGCAGAAGGCCCCUGGCAGCGGAGUCACAGAGCAGAAAGUGGGGAGCGCAGGGGGAACCCCACAUGUCCAGGGUGGCAAUAAGGUCCCUGUGGGCUGCCUGGGCCCUCAGCCCACACCCAGCCAGGAGCUGAGCCUCCAGGUCUUGGACCUUCAGAGUGUCAAGAAUGGCACCUCGGGGGUUGGCAUGCUCCCACGCCAAGCCACAGCCACCAAGGGCAUCCCCACCACCCACCCAGCAGCAGGUAAGGGUGCUGGGGGUGGUCCCACAUCAGGAAGCGGGCCUAGUGGGCCUACUGAGCCCAGCAAAAGUGACAAGUUGACCUCCCGGGCGGUGACCCUGCCCACCCCUACAGGCAAGCGGGACAGUGGGAAGAGGUUAGAGGGUCGCACGGCGUCCGGGGAGGCCCGGAAGGCUCCCACGCUCUUAGAAAUGAGCACAGGUGAGGAAAACAGCAGCUCUGACUCAGACCCCGACUCGGCACCUCUCCCAGGUGCUGGCCAGAGCUUAUCUGUGUCAGUACAGACCAGUCAGGACUGGAAGCCCCCCCGAAGCCUCAUCGAGCACGUCUUUGUCACUGACGUCACUGCUAACCUCAUCACAGUCACUGUGAAGGAGUCCCCAACUAGCGUGGGCUUCUUCAACCUGAGACCUUACUGA